Molecule: messenger RNA, 5470 nt
Organism: Hemicordylus capensis (graceful crag lizard)
Lineage: Eukaryota; Metazoa; Chordata; Lepidosauria; Squamata; Cordylidae
Gene: SLX4
Product: SLX4 structure-specific endonuclease subunit
Exons: 13
Coding region: 80-4540 (1486 amino acids)
Biological process (GO): meiotic DNA double-strand break processing; DNA replication; interstrand cross-link repair
Cellular component (GO): nucleus; Slx1-Slx4 complex
Molecular function (GO): DNA binding; enzyme binding
Source: RefSeq, a predicted model, not a curated record
UCUAUGGUCUACCUACCCAUGAGGCGGGGCUGUCGCUGCUGCUGUGGCGGCCCCGUCGCCGCCGCCGCCUGGCCCGGCCAUGGGCGACUCCGAGGACGAGUUCCGCGAGGUCCGUGGCGCGAAGGCCAAGGGCCAGGUUCUGGCAGCGGAGGCGGCUUUGCCAAAGCUGCGCUUGGGGCGGCGGCGCGGGGGUCGCGGUCGCACUGCGGGCCGCGAGGGGGCUUCGGCCCAGGAGAAGCCGCCGCCGCGCCCCGGAAGCCCACUAAGUCAGCCUUUGGGAUGCCAUGAUGCUGCUUUGGGCGAGGUUGUUCAGCCGGAAUUGAAGCAAGAAGACCCUGGAAGCCAGGAGGAGACUGACUUAGUGUUCUGUCAGAUCUGCCGGAAGGAUCUCUCAAGCAUGAACUCGAUCCAACAUGAGCAGCAUGUCAACAGCUGUUUGGAUGACAUCGAGAGGGUCCGUGGCCUUCAGCAGCCUGCCAGCAGCCUGGUCAUCCCUGCAUGCCCCAUCUGUGGAAAGGGCUUCAGCACCCUCAAGAGUCGAGGCAGCCACUUGAAGCGCUGUGCUUCCCAGAUGGAGGUCCCUCCAACACUCCUUCUCCAGGCAGUGCGACAACAGGCCUUGGAUCUUGGCAGCGGCUGCCUGGCAGCCCCGAGUGGGAAGAAGCGAAAAGGCUCCUCUUCCACUGAACCCUCCGUGAAAAAGCCCAAGACCGGCAAAAUAGAAAGUCUGGACGAGGACCUGAUGGUUGCCAUGGCAAUGUCACGCUCCCUGCUGGAGGAAGAGAAGGCAAAGGGGAGACGGAAUGGCUCCUUGCACAGAGGGAAGCUCCCCAAAGCAGAGAAAAAGACCCGCGGGAAGCCCCCUCCCCACCUGCCACCGCCAUUGUUGCUUCAGGACCCCGAGAAGGCCCGCGAGCAGAUGGAGGAGCGUGUGGCACUGCUGCUUUCGGAGACGGAAGACUUCCCCAGCACCCCUCCGCUCCCCACCAGCCGGCUCUUGGAGGCUGGGCGGCCCUGGCAGAUGGACAGGCGCUUGGCAUUGGCCGCAGGCCGGCAAGGCUCCUUGUGGGCAUUCAGCUCCUUGUCCGAAGUGUGUGCUGCUCCCGGGAGCUUCUGUGCUGCACGUCUCGGGGUUUCUGUUUCGCCGCAGAGGUCAGAUCAGAGGCCAGCUCUGGGUGCGGGUCUGCCACCCUCGGGGACUGUCAGACCAGAGGCAGAGCAUGUGGCCCCUGCUUCUGCUGGGCGCCUUCAGGGCAGAGUCUGUGGCCAGCUUCCAGAUGGCGGCUCUGGGGACCAAAGGGAGGAGCUGGCUUUCAGCCAGAAGGAGGCGGAGGCCCUGCAGGAUCUUGUGGAGCUGGCUGGAGAAGGCCUGACGCUCACUCAGUGGAGACGGGAUGUUCGGCAGGUAGAGGAAUCAGGAUGGGAGCAGCAGCCGCUGCCUAGUGAGGCCCUGCAGAGCUGUUUGGUCCGGCCAGUGGAGGAGGAGGAGGAAGAGCGGCUGCCCCUUAGCAGUUGUCGUCCAACAGCUGCCCUUCGCGCGCUGGCUGCUGCUUUCAGGGGGAUGGUCAACAACCCCCAUCUGAGUGACAUCCAGUUCCAGGUGGACAGUGGAGAGGUCCUGUAUGCCCACCUGUUUGUGCUGUACGCGCGGUGCCCAGAGCUCAUGGAAGUGGUGGACCAUAAAGCUUUCAUAGUGGCAGAAGAAGGGUGUGUUGGGGCCCGCCGGGUGUUGCUUAGUGACACACCAGCAGAGGCCGUUUGUGCGUUCCUGAACUAUCUCUAUUCUGGGGACCACUCAGUCCCUCUCCAUGUACUGCCAGAUGUGGCCGCGUUGGCUGCGAGAUUUAGGGUGCGCGAAUUGGCUGCUCUGUGUCAGCUUAGAAGUGGACGGGGCCAGGCUGGCAGCGGAGGCCGCUGUGGAAGGGAGGAAGAGGAGGAGGAGGAUGGUGGUGGUGGUGAGGAAGAGAGAGCCAAGUCCUUUGAGGCGCUCCUGAACUCCAUGUGGAUGGGUGAAGAUGAAGAAACAGAAGCCUUGACGAAGUGUGCCCACGAAGAGGAAGCUCAGGGCGAGAAUAUGGGUGAGCAGGAACUAGAGGAGAUCUACGAGUUUGCUGCGACCCAGUGCAAAGCGGCUGCAGCCGAGGCCAAGGAGGAGGUCCGAGGGAGCAGUGAGGGCAAGAGGCAGAUGUCCCGUGCUGGUGCCUGCCCAAGGAAGGAGCUGGAGGAGGAGGAGGAGAAAGACCCCUUGACUGGCAGCUCUGUUGCAACAUGGAAAGGGGACCCAGAACCUUCCCGAGUCUGUGAUGCCCGGAGGGAAGAGGGCCCUGGAACGCUUCCUUGGGAACCUCAAAAAGAUGCAGGGGCAACAAGGCCCCUUGGAGAGCCAGCAGCGGAGGUGCUCCUCGAUUUGACGGGGACUUCAGAGGAGGAGGAUCAGCCAGAGUGUCGGGAUGGGGCUGCAAGCCUGUUUCCUGUGAUGCAGGUGGCGUCUUCCGAGCUGUCCCGGCAGUACCCUGACGCCCAGGAGCCCAGUACAGAGCCACUGGCUAAGAAGUCUUCCCGGCUCCAGGACCUCCUGCUGGGGGAGAGGAAAUGCCUCGGGGCUCUGUCGGGUGACUGGCCUGAGCCCGGUUCUCUCCCAGGGCCGUCGCCCAGAAAACCCUCAGGUGCUUCUUCUCCCGCGCUGUCCUUUUCCCCGCCGAGCACCACUGGGAAACCCUUUGGCUUCCCAAAGGAAGAGCAGCUGGAGUGUGCCGAGGAGAAGCAAGCGCUGCCUUCAGGGCAGGCUCUGUGCAGUCCUGCCCCUCUGCCAGCCCCACCCCACGGACCCUUGGAUGGGAGCCUUAUUUGGGUGUCGGAUUCUGAUGACGAGGGGGGGCCAGGCCAGGGGAAGCCGCCGCCGGAGGCAUCAGUGGGGACACUUGGCCGGGCCGCAGCCAUCUCCAGCAGCCAGAGGGCAUCUCCCCAGGCCGCGAGGGAGGAGGGUGCUGGGGGACCUCUAGUCUGUAGGGAAGCAGCUCCCCAGGGCAAGGGCCAGCAGCUUCUCAGGCUGAGCAGCGACGACGAGGACAGCCCGGCCGAGGGCUCCGGCUGGAGCGGAGGGGAGAGGACGCUGGUGCCGGACACUCCUCUGCUGGGCCAGAGGGCAAAGGCUGGCUGGAACUCUGUGACCCAGGGGAGCCCUCCGGUAAAGAGGCGGACUCCACCCUCGCCUGGCCGUGGCAAGCCGGCAAGCUCCCCUCUGGCGGGGCUGGGGGCUGAUGUGGUGGUCGUGGAUGACAGUGAAGAGGAGCAGGAGGCCCUGAUGCUGGAGGAGGCCCUGCCCCUUGCCGAGGGCGACGGAAGCUUCCUCCUGCCCCUCACACAGCUGGAGAGGGCACGAGCUACUGUUGCCGGCCCCUGCCAGAGCACAGGCUGCCGACGCCCUGGGCCCGCGAGAAGCCCCUGUGGCGGAAGCCGUGUGGCUAGUGGAGCAGCGGGGCUUGGCUGUGGAGGGGCGGAGUCGGCGGAGUGCGGAGCCCACGAUUGGGCCGCUUGGAGCGGAGAGGACUCGGACAACAGUGAGGUCCUGCCCCUCACCCAAAGGCUGUUUGCUGCAGAGCCCGUCGAGAAGACUCCUGAACCGGCCUGCCCGGCCAGGGAGUCACUGCCCUUCCCAACUGCGCGGACCCCGACGCCAUCUUACUCCAUCAUGGAGACCCCCGAGCUCAAGAAGGAGCUGAGCAGGUUUGGAGUCCGCGCUCUCCCCAAGCGGCAGAUGGUAUUAAAGCUGAAGGAGAUCUUUCAAUACACCCACCCGAGGGCCGCGGCUGACAGCGAGGGAACGGCCGGGCCCGCCCAGCCGAGGCGGCGCGGCAGCCCCACCAAGGCGGGCUCGAGGGCACCCAGGUCAGCAGUGGCCUCCAGCACGCUUCGGACGCAGCCGCCGGGAUUUGCUGAGCCGCCUCGGGAGCGGCGAGAGAGGCAGGAUGGCCGCCAACGCUGCAGGGGCCCGUCUGGAGCAGGCGGCGAGGGACUUGGGCAGCUGGCCAAGGGGCGCCGUGCGCAAGCCGGAAAGGGACGGUCCAGGGAGGCAGCGGCAGCAGCUCCAGGAGGACCCUCGUCUGACCCCGUCCCCGCGGCUUCUCAGGAGUCCACUGGAUCCUCUGGGAGCGAUGUGGCUCUGGGGUGUCCAAGCUCUCCUCUGACUGAGUUCCAGAUGGGCACCCAGGCCGAGGAGGAGGAGGAGGAGGAGGAGGAGGAGAGCCUCCCGGCCUCUCAGGCCCUGGCCCUGGAGGCGGCCAAGCUGGAGGCCGUGCGGCACUACAUCCGCUCCACGCCAGCCCUCUGCCGCCAGAUCUUGCUGUACCAGCCUUUCGAGCUGGCCGGCCUGCAGGCAGAGCUGAAGCAGAACGGCAUCCGGAUUGCUCUGGGCAAGCUGCUGGACUUCUUGGACGCGCACUGCCUCACCUUCACCACGGCCGAAGCCCGGAGGGAGAAGCGGCAGCAGCAGCACCACCACCACCAGAGGCCCAAGACAAAGCGGGGGAGGCGGCGGUGAGGGAGGGCAGCAGCAUGGCUGGGCUGGGGGCUUGAACUGCCCAGCCAGAUGACUGUCUGUCUCUAUCGUGUGUGUGUGUGUGUGUGUCUUGUGUGUGAGUGCCUCCGUUUCUGUCUCCUCCCCCCCCCCACACACUCCCUUUCUUCUGCCCUCUUUCACAUCUUUCCUUUGCUCUAGUCCAGGGAUUCUCAACGUUGGGUCCCCAGAUGUUCUUGGACUUCCAACUCCCAUAAUCCCCAGCCCCAGUGGCCUUUGGUUGGGGAUUAUGGGAGUUGAAGUCCAUUAACCUCUGGGCACCCCACGUUGAGAAUCCCUGCUCUAGUCCAAGCAUUCCCAACCACCGGUGGUUCUCCCGGAUGUUGCUGAGCAGCCACUCGGUAUGUAGGUCAGGUGUUGCUGAUCUCCAGUGGAACAUGCAGUUCAGCAACACCUGGAGGACCCCCAGUUGGGCACCCCUGCUCUAGCCUGCGCGCCCACUCGGUGCCCGGCUGCUGUCCUGGCUCUUGGAGUUCCCUGUGGGGGGCGGGGGGGGGCAUGUGCUGGGCCUGAGCUUUGCUUGGGGAGGAAGCUGCUGGCUGCUGCUGCUUCUGUGCUUCCUGGGUUGAAGGCAGCUUUCCGGAGCAGCUGAGGGGUGGGCACAGGAGAGAGUAGCAGAGCUGCCGGGGCACUUCCUCGCCCUUUCUUGGCCAUGAUGGUCUUUCUCUUGCUCGAUCCCGACACCUUGAAUGUUGCUGUCCUGUCACCCGGGCGGUUCAGGUGUGGCUGUGCAUGGCCUUUGCUUUCCAGGGUCUCGGAUGUCAGCAGGCAGGGCAGGUCUUUCUGUCUUUUCCGCCACCAGAGUGAACUUCUCUCCAAAAUGCAAGCAAGGCCUUAGGUGGGCGAGUUUAAUAUAUCUGUCCAUAAAAUAAAAAUGUUGCGUUUUGUAAAAAC